Asterias rubens (European starfish) is the source of this 609-nucleotide messenger RNA. RefSeq lists its product as uncharacterized. The record is from RefSeq and is a predicted model, not a curated record. The transcript has 4 exons. Lineage: Eukaryota; Metazoa; Echinodermata; Asteroidea; Forcipulatida; Asteriidae. Bases 50 to 538 code for a protein of 162 amino acids.
UCUACUUGUUGCGUGUGUGAAAUGUGGUACUGUAGGUAAUCUGGAAAAGAUGGCAAACCAUUUCUGUCCAGCUAAACCCCCCAAGUAUCUUGAAUGUCACUGCCCAUCAUGCCCACCAAAGCUCGCUGACCCAGUAGAGUCACAGGCCAGUAUUGCGGCAAAGCUUCUCAAAGAUAUGGCAACACAUCACGAGAAAGGCUCGACAAUUCCACCAGACAUAGAGGCAGCAGCCGAUGCAUGGACCUGGCUGAAGCUUUGCAUUAAGGACCGGAUUGGGCAAAUUAAAACACCUGGACGGCCAGCAUAUGUUCAGAUGAAGCGCCCCCCUCCCAAGGAUUCUACCCUUACCCGACCACCAACUGAGACCAGCCCUAGCAGUCUUGACACUGACCACACUCUCGCAAUGAUGCGAGACUGCCACCUGACAUGGGAUCAGAUACGAAAGCUCAGGCAAUAUUUGACCAAUGCUGGUAUACCAUCAGAAAGGGCUAUGCGAAAUCGACAAGCUACACUUAUUGGAGACAAUCUGGAAUGGUAGCCUCACAUGGCAUGGCGGAAUCAUACCAGCAAACGAGAUCUGGCUGAAAUUCGGUGGAGAUAAGGGAGGGA